Hirsutella rhossiliensis is the source of this 855-nucleotide messenger RNA. RefSeq names its product mitochondrial 18 KDa protein. Gene Ontology annotation, biological process: mitochondrial fission. The record is from RefSeq and is a predicted model, not a curated record. The transcript has 2 exons. Gene Ontology annotation, cellular component: mitochondrion. Lineage: Eukaryota; Fungi; Ascomycota; Sordariomycetes; Hypocreales; Ophiocordycipitaceae. Bases 1 to 855 code for a protein of 284 amino acids.
AUGCCUUGGUGGAGUUGGUCUAAGGAGUCCAAGCCCGAGCAGGACCCAAAGCAGAGCGCCUCGCCAAACUCGUCCGCGUUCGAUCCCGACAAGCUCCCGGACCGCCACAAGCUUCCCAAGGGGCUGCAGACCAUUGUGGACAAGGCAGACGCCGACAGCCGCUUCUUUGACGAUUUGCGCGAAGGAUAUGCCCCCCCCUCGACCGAUAGCAACCUCCGCUAUGCCGCCUACGCCACGAGACUGAGGACGAUUCUCGUCUCGGCGCACCGAUACGUCGCCUACACAUCCGACAUUGGCGAGUCGUUUCGGCCGGUUGCGCAUCCAAACCUCGUUCGCGCCGGGUACGGCAUCUCGUGGCUCUACAUCCUCGGCGAUGUCUCGUACGAGGGCUACAAGUCGUACUGGCACAACCAGCGAAUACUAAACCCCCAGCUGCAACUCAAUCCUCGCCAGGAGAAAGUUACGGGUCUCCCGGCCGACGGGAUCAAGGAUGCCAAGCCCGGUACGGUGCCUCCGCUCGAGGAUUGGCGGACCGUUAUGGUCCAGAGGGGCAUCUUCCAGAGCGUCGCCAGCAUGGGGUUGCCCGCCUUUACAAUCCACAGCGUAGUCCGCUACUCGGGGGUGGCGAUGAAGAACGUUAAGAACGCAAAAAUCCGGACAUGGGGCCCGAUCGGGCUGGGUCUGGCGGUGGUGCCCUUUUUGCCCACCGUGUUUGACAAGCCAGUCGAGCACGCCGUCGAGUGGAUGUUUCACAAGGGAUUCGAGACUCUUGGCGGGAAGCAGUACGUUGGCGAUGCGCCGUCGACUGGAAGGGAGCGCCUGCUUAACGAGCGGCCAAAGAGGAAAGAAGAGUAG